GAAAAAAAGCAAGUGGGAGUCGAGACCGACUUACGCGAGUAUCGUUUCUCGUCCAUUCUAUUUCUGUUUCUUCUGAACUUAUAUCGUGCUUUAAACUGAACGAAAUUUUUGGUGCAAAUAGUUAAUUUGGGCGGUGAAAAUAUAUUUUCUAGUUCUUAAAGGAUAAAUUACAAUGGGGAAAACACCAGCAAUUGGCAUUGACCUUGGUACAACUUACUCCUGUGUAGGAGUCUGGCAGCAUGGAAAAGUGGAAAUCAUUGCUAAUGACCAAGGAAACAGAACCACGCCCAGUUACGUAGCAUUUACGGAUACUGAAAGACUAAUUGGGGAUGCAGCAAAAAGCCAAGUUGCCAUGAAUCCUAAAAACACGGUAUUCGAUGCCAAGCGUCUUAUUGGUAGAAAAUUUGAUGACGAAAAGAUUCAAGAUGAUAUGAAGCAUUGGCCGUUUACCGUAAUUAACGAUGGAGGAAAACCAAAAAUUCAAGUGGAGUAUAAAGGAGAAAUCAAGAAAUUUACUCCAGAAGAAAUAAGUUCAAUGGUUUUAACUAAAAUGAAGGAAAUUGCCGAAACUUACUUAGGAGGAAAGGUUUCUGAUGCAGUCAUCACCGUUCCAGCCUAUUUUAACGACUCUCAAAGACAAGCGACUAAAGAUGCUGGUGUUAUUGCUGGCCUUAACGUGCUGAGAAUCAUCAAUGAGCCUACUGCAGCUGCUUUGGCAUACGGGCUUGAUAAGAACCUUAAAGGGGAUAAAAAUGUACUAAUUUUUGAUCUUGGUGGUGGAACUUUUGAUGUAUCUAUUUUAGCAAUUGAUGAAGGUUCACUUUUCCAAGUAAAAUCAACUGCAGGCGACACCCAUCUUGGUGGUGAAGAUUUCGACAACCGUUUGGUAAACCAUUUUGUUGAAGAAUUUAAGAGAAAGUUUAAGAAAGACCUUAGUAAUAACACUAGAGCUCUUAGACGACUAAGAACUGCUUGUGAAAGAGCAAAGAGAACCCUUUCAUCCUCUACUGAAGCUAGUCUUGAAAUUGACGCUCUUCAUGAAGGAGUUGACUUCUACUCUAAGAUCACCAGGGCUCGAUUUGAAGAACUUUGCAUGGAUCUUUUUAGAUCUACAUUGCAACCUGUUGAAAAAGCUUUAAAUGAUGCUAAACUGGAUAAGUCAGCAAUUCAUGAUGUAGUUCUUGUAGGUGGAUCCAUCAGGAUUCCAAAAAUUCAAAAGAUGUUGCAAGACUUCUUCGGAGGAAAGUCACUUAACCUGAGCAUCAAUCCUGACGAAGCUGUCGCUUAUGGUGCGGCUGUCCAAGCAGCGAUUUUAAGCGGCGAUACGUCUUCUCAAAUUCAAGAUGUUCUUUUGGUAGACGUUACUCCUCUUUCAUUAGGUAUUGAAACUGCUGGAGGUGUAAUGACUAAAUUAGUUGAAAGGAACUCUAGAAUACCUUGCAAGCAAACGCAGACUUUCACUACAUAUGCUGAUAACCAGAAUGCUGUGACGAUACAGGUCUAUGAGGGUGAGAGGGCCAUGACCAAAGAUAACAAUCUGUUAGGAAUAUUCAACCUUACAGGAAUACCACCUGCCCCUAGAGGGGUACCAAAAAUUGAAGUUACUUUUGACUUAGAUGCCAACGGUAUUUUAAAUGUCUCUGCCAAAGACGCUAGUACUGGUAAAUCGGAAAAAAUUACAAUAACCAAUGACAAAGGGCGCCUCUCUAAAGCUGAAAUCGACAAGAUGCUGGCUGAUGCAGAAAAAUAUGCUGCCGAGGAUGCUAAGCAGAAAGAGAGGAUUGCUGCAAGAAACCAGUUAGAGGGAUAUAUUUUCAGUGCUAAACAGGCUGUCGAAUCUUCUGACAAACUAACAGAAGAUGAUAAAAAACUGGUCGAAGAUAAAUGUUCCACUGCCCUUCAAUGGCUCGAUAGCAAUCAACUGGCUGAAAAAGAUGAAUACGAGGAUAAACUGAAGGAGUUGCAAAAAGAUUGUCAACCCAUCAUGAUGAAACUGCAUCAGAACGGAGCGCAGCAGGGAACGGCUGGCCCAAAAGUAGAGGAAGUUGAUUAACUUCCCAAUGCAACUUUUAUUUUAUUUAUUUUUUUCUUUAGUUAGCAAUGUAACGUGGAUAUUUUCACAGAAGCCGCCAUGGAAAAUGCUUAUGUGACAUGUCAUAAUGUGCAAGAUUUACUAAGAUGGAGAGGAUUCCCGUGGCCAGAUGCUCAAAAGAAAAAGAAAAAGGGCAAAAAAUAAAUAAUAAGUGGUUUAUAUUAAAAUGUAAGAAGCUAUUGGAAUAUUUCUAUUGCUUAUAGCAAAAUAUAUUAAUAAAAGCAUCUUUUAAUAAA
Anthonomus grandis grandis is the source of this 2328-nucleotide messenger RNA. Its product is annotated as heat shock 70 kDa protein cognate 2-like. The coding region runs from base 173 to 2053 and encodes 626 amino acids. NCBI's taxonomy places the organism in Eukaryota, Metazoa, Arthropoda, Insecta, Coleoptera, Curculionidae. Gene Ontology annotation, molecular function: ATP hydrolysis activity; misfolded protein binding; ATP binding. The record is from RefSeq and is a predicted model, not a curated record. Gene Ontology annotation, cellular component: cytoplasm. The transcript is spliced from 11 exons. Gene Ontology annotation, biological process: protein refolding; cellular response to unfolded protein.